Suhomyces tanzawaensis NRRL Y-17324 is the source of this 1835-nucleotide messenger RNA. RefSeq names its product Lem3p (gene LEM3). The transcript has a single exon. The record is from RefSeq and is a predicted model, not a curated record. The coding region runs from base 386 to 1711 and encodes 441 amino acids. Lineage: Eukaryota; Fungi; Ascomycota; Pichiomycetes; Serinales; Debaryomycetaceae. Gene Ontology annotation, cellular component: endoplasmic reticulum; plasma membrane; Golgi apparatus.
CAUAUUAAUGGAGUAUAUCAUUACUAGUCUCAUUAGAGUUAUUACAUUUCCGCAGGGAAUAAUCACAAAAUGGUAAUUCCGCGAAAUGCACGAACUACUAGACUAAUGUAGCUACCAUUCCCAUUUAUUAAUGAAAGAAUACGACUUAACACGUUUGAUUCGUCGUUAAUUAAUUUAUCUCAUUCGAGUCAUUACAUUCAGCAGGGGAUAAACAGAAGUGGAAAUUAACGCACGAACAUGGGCGGUUGUUUCCACCAUACUCUGGAUCCCUUGCUGCUCUGCCCCCCUUAUCAACUAGAAAUAUGUGUCACGUGCCUCUAGCCACGUGCCCAACGAUCGGAUUUCACGGAUGGAAAACAUUCCUCCCUAACCCAUCUGCUUCAUCAUGGCUGAUACAUCCCAAGCAAGGUCCACGGGCCUCGACAACGUCGCCAGGGAGCCAGAAGUGUCUGAGCAAUCCAACAACGUUUUCGAAGACGAGAAUCAGGCCUACGAUUCCGACUCCUCCUACGAUGAGCCUGAGGAGAGACCCAAAGAAAAGUCAAGAAAGCCCGGAAACAGCGCCUUCAGACAGCAGCGGAUGAAGGCAUAUAACCCUGUGUUCACUGCCAAAACUGUGAUCCCACUUUUGAUAGGAAUUGCUAUUGUUUUUAUCCCGUUGGGAGCAGCCAUGUGGUACGCCUCCCACCAAGUCCAGGACAUCGCUAUUGACUACUCACAGUGCGAGCUCCAGGCGUCUCGAGACCACUGGUCAGAGAUCCCAGAACAAUACACCUCCUACAACUACCGUGGGCAGCCUGUGCUUGCGAACAAGGCGCAAUGGAGACUUGACACCGAUGAAUCCCAGCCUUUUGAAGACGAAAGAAACGUGUGUAGAAUCCAGUUCGAAGUGCCACACGAUAUCAAGGCUCCGCUCUACUUCUUCUACCGUUUGGAGGAGUUCUACGCCAACCAUCGUCGUUUUGUCAAGUCGUUCAACGAGGACCAGCUCAACGGAAAAGCAGCAUCGACUGACACCAUCAAGAACACGGUAGGUGGCAACUGCCAGCCUUUGUCGAUUAACGACGAGGGCAAGAAGUACUAUCCAUGUGGGUUGAUUGCAAACAGUUUGUUCAACGACACUUAUUCCACCACGUUGCAGGCGGUCAACGGCACCUCCGACGACUACGAGAUGACCGACAAGGGUAUUGCCUGGUCCUCGGACAAGAACAGGUUUAAAAAGACCUCCUACGACUACACAGAAAUUACGCCUCCCCCCAACUGGUACAAGAGGUUUCCCGAUGGCUACAACGCUACCAACGUGCCAGACAUCUCGAGCUGGGAACAGUUCCAGAACUGGAUGCACACCUCAGGCUUGCCUACCUUCAACAAGAUGGCACUCAGAAACGACAACGAUGUAUUGCGUGCGGGAAUCUACGAGAUCACCAUUGGGCUCCAUUUUCCUGUUCUUCCAUUCAAGGGACACAAGUACGUGUAUAUCUCGCAGAGAUCGGUUCUUGGAGGAAAGAACGACUUCUUGGGCAUCAGCUGGAUGGCUGGAGGCGGUGCGUGCUUCCUUCUUGGGCUCUCGUUGUUGGUGAUCAACUUCAUCAAGCCCAGAAAAACAGGAGACGUCAACUUGUUGAGUUGGAACAGGGAAAAGGCUGCCAGAGACGAGCAACAAGCGGCCAUUGCAGGCACUGGAGGAAUUGAUCUCCCUGAAAAGAACUAGGCGUGGUUAGCAUAGAUUGCGUCGAUUAUCCAUAUGGCGAUGGUCGGCAUGUUUCGUAUAUUUAAUUCCAUGGUUGAAAAAUGGCAUCUGUAGGACGUGGAACGGAUCAGGGUGUGUUGGGUCC